UCAAGAAAAAUAUAUGCCCUUAACGGUAGAAUUCGUAAUAAUGACAAAUACCGGCGACAGGGCAUUAAAUUUGCUUCGUUGGUUACCGCGCGUAUGCUUGAAAAAUAUUAGAGACAAUCCAGGAUCUAAACUGAAAAAUAAAAGAGGUCGCGGUCAACACGGAGGUGAUAAGCAUGGAGCUGGAAAUAAAGGAUCAGGACAAAGACAAAACUAUAUGCGAUUAGGUUAUGAGACUGGGAAUAAUCCGUUCUAUUUGCGGUUUUCCUACGAGCCUUACUACAAAGGACAGCAUUUGAGACGGCAAUAUCCCCCGCUUACAAUGUUUGAUCUGCAGAAGAUGAUUGACUUGAACAGGAUAGAUACUUCUAAACCCAUUGAUCUAGUAGCACUGUUGAGAACUGGUCUUUAUAGUAUUAAACCUGAUGAACAUCAGUUUGGUGUCAACUUAACUGAUGAAGGUGCCGAUUUAUUCCAGGCUAAAGUAAAUAUUGAAGUCCAAUGGGCCAGCGAAACUGUAAUUGCAGCAAUUGAAAGAGCUGGCGGCGUUAUAACCACAGCCUAUUAUGAUCCACAUAGUCUGUUCGCAAUGAUUAACACAAAAAAAUUCUUUGAGAGAGGUAUUCCAAUACCUCGGCGCAUGAUCCCACCCUCAGAUGCUGUAGCAUAUUAUGCAGAUCCAGCUAAGAGAGGUUACUUAGCAGAUCCUGACAAGAUAUCUGAGGAAAGAUUGAUUUUAGGACAGAAGUAUGGUUAUAAUGUUCCGGAAAUUGAGAAGGACCCAGAUUAUAGUAUGCUUACCAAGAGGAAAGAUCCAAGGCAAAUAUUUUAUGGUCUGCAUCCUGGCUGGGUUGUCAACUUGAAAGAUCAAGUUAUAUUGAAACCAAAGGAUGAAAAAUUGCUACAAUUCUACUUUAGUUAA
Messenger RNA from Cylas formicarius (sweet potato weevil), 919 nucleotides. RefSeq names its product large ribosomal subunit protein uL15m (gene mRpL15). The transcript is spliced from 4 exons. Lineage: Eukaryota; Metazoa; Arthropoda; Insecta; Coleoptera; Brentidae. The record is from RefSeq and is a predicted model, not a curated record. Gene Ontology annotation, biological process: translation. Bases 14 to 919 code for a protein of 301 amino acids. Gene Ontology annotation, cellular component: mitochondrial large ribosomal subunit. Gene Ontology annotation, molecular function: structural constituent of ribosome.